AACUAGCUUACCAUGUAGUAGUGACAAUAAAACCCACGUAAGUAACACAGAAUAGGAAGUACAUUGUGAUAAAAAAGGGAGGUACAUACUAUCAAUGUCAAAGGAAGAAGUUCUUACUUCUGGUGGAAGUUCCAUGUGAUCUGUGGCUGGAGGAGAAUUGGUUGUUGAGAGGUGGCCAUGAAGUGAAGGGGCAUUUUAGUAGAAGGAAUUGUGUAAACAAAGGCAUAGAAAAUGGAGAUCUAGAAGCAGGAAAGGGAAGGAUGAAUGAGCACUAGCUGGACUAAGCUCUGGGAAGGAAAACAGAAGAGGUAAAACAGGAAUAACACAGACUAACAGAUUGAUGGAAAAACUGAUCAUGUGUGUGAAGGAGAAGAGGGUCAACAGAAAUUGCUUUUCCACAGAUUUUUAUAAAUGUGCAAGAUUUCAUAUUGCAAUGCUUCCUCUCGGUAAAUAGGACUUUGUUGGCUUAGAGGGAAAGUGAUUUCUGAAAGAAAGUUUCUAUGACGGCCAACUCUGGUGGGGUACCGAAGCUAAGAGCAAAGAAGAGCAAGAAGGCGCCAGACGACAGGAAAGGGAACUGACAAAAAUGAAUGCAAAAAAGGAAUGUGAGGGUCCCUGAAUCCUUCCUCCUAUCAUUUCAGUUGAGGUCACCCCGCCCGUAGGCGUCUGUCUUAUCACCAAUAAGUUUGUACCAUCAAUAAAAUAGUAGAAUUCACCUGGCUAAGAACCCUGGCGUGAUAACGCCAAAUUCAUGUGCAUUAUCAGAAUGUAUUAAUUCAGUUUUUAAAAACACACUGUCCCUGGCACACGGAUGGCACCCAAACAUUUGCUUUAUAAAUUAAUGAUGUCUUUUCUGUGUUUUAGGGCCUAUAUUAGGAGAGGAAAUGAUUCAAAACUGCAUCCUAAAAUCUAUAUCCUCUGCUAGCACUUAAGUUGCAACGACCUAGUUCCAAGAAGUCUGGUUUCGCCUUUUAAAACAGGUUUUUGCCCUUCCGUCAGGUCCCUUAGUCAGUAGGUCCAGCAGAGGUCGCAGUUCGAAAGGCCAAUCACUGCUAGGCCAUGGGGCGGAGCCACAGCGCCCCGCCUCUCCUCCCAACCCGGCUCCACAACCUAUCCAGGUCCGGCCUCCCGCGCACCUGCGUGUCUCCCCACGCGGAGGCUGUGCGAUUCUCCAGCCGCGUUAGCGGGAAGGGGUUUGGCCUUGUCUCUCGCGAUAUCGCCUCCUGCUGCUGCCGCUGUUGCUGCUGGGGCUGCCCGAAGGUCCGGGCAGCUGAGUGGUGGCGACUGCGCAGCCGCUACGUUCGGUUGCUAUGCUGUGGCCUGGGAGACGGGGCGUGCUUGAGGGAGGAGACGGAGGAGGAGGGAAAGGAGGAGGAGGGAAAGGAGGAGGAGGAGGAGAAGGUGGAGGAAGGAGGGCGUUGAGCUCCGCCUGCACUCACACACAAACGCUGCUCAGGAUUACCCGCUCGCUCCCGCCGCGCUGUGCGCUUUUCCGCGCCUCGCGGCGCCCCCACAUUGUUCUCGCCGGACUCUUGGGUCCUCAGGGGCUGAAUUCGGGCCUAAGCCGGGAGAGCAGAGACUUGGCCUUGGCUGAAGGGUCGGAGCAUUGGGGCCAGGCUCCCCUCCCCCACGGCACUGUGCGGGGUGUGGAUUAUCUCAUCCCCGCAGAGGUGGGAGCGCACGCCGGCUGCCCGCCUCCCCCCGCCUCUUCGGCGGCGCCGGUCGCGGCAGCCCUGCAGUAUGAGGUGGUGCUGGCGGCUCCGGGCCGUGGCGGGGCCGCUACGGCGGCGGCUGCCGGCGGAGCACUGAGGCAGCCCCCGGGAGCGGCGCGGCGGACUCGCUUUCUUCUCCAGCGGAGAGGACGCGGCUGUAGUGAGAAGAUCUUGUGUGAACAGUAAUGACCUCACAUUUCCGAUUGCCUGCUGGCAGAACCUACAAUGUACGAGCAUCAGAGUUGGCCCGGGACAGACAGCAUACAGAGGUGGUUUGCAACAUCCUUCUUCUGGAUAACAAUGUACAAGCUUUCAAAGUUAAUAAACACGAUCAGGGCCAAGUUCUGCUGGAUAUUGUCUUCAAGCAUCUUGAUUUGACUGAGCGUGACUAUUUUGGUUUACAGUUGGCUGAUGAUUCCACAGAUAACCCAAGGUGGCUGGAUCCAAACAAACCAAUCAGGAAGCAGCUAAAGAGAGGAUCUCCUUACAGUUUGAAUUUUAGAGUCAAAUUUUUUGUAAGUGACCCCAACAAAUUACAAGAGGAAUAUACAAGGUACCAGUAUUUUUUGCAAAUUAAACGAGACAUUCUCAAUGGAAGAUUGCCCUGUCCUUACAAUACUGCUGCUCUUUUGGCUUCAUUUGCUGUUCAGUCUGAACUUGGAGACUAUAAUCGGUCAGAAAACUUACCAGGCUACCUCUCAGAUUAUUCUUUCAUUCCCAAUCAACCUCAAGAUUUUGAAAAAGAAAUUGCAAAAUUGUAUCAGCAACAUACAGGCUUAUCUCCUGCAGAAGCAGAAUUUAAUUACCUGAACACAGCACGUACGUUAGAACUCUAUGGAGUUGAAUUUCACUAUGCAAGGGAUCAAAGUAACAAUGAAAUUAUGAUUGGAGUGAUGUCAGGAGGAAUUCUGAUUUAUAAGAACAGGGUACGAAUGAAUACUUUUCCAUGGUUGAAGAUUGUAAAAAUUUCUUUUAAAUGCAAACAGUUUUUUAUUCAACUUAGGAAAGAAUUGCAUGAAUCUAGAGAAACAUUAUUGGGAUUUAACAUGGUCAAUUACAGAGCAUGCAAAAAUUUGUGGAAAACAUGUGUAGAGCAUCACACCUUCUUCCGUUUAGACAGACCACUUCCACCUCAAAAGAAUUUUUUUGCACAUUAUUUUACAUUAGGUUCAAAAUUCCGGUACUGUGGGAGAACUGAAGUCCAGUCAGUUCAGUAUGGCAAAGAAAAGGCAAAUAAAGACAGGGUAUUUGCAAGGUCCCCAAGUAAGCCCAUGGCACGGAAAUUAAUGGAUUGGGAAGUAGUAAGCAGAAAUUCAAUGUCUGAUGAGAGGUUAGAAACACAAAGCCUUCCAUCACGAUCUCCACCUGGAACUCCUAACCAUCGAAAUUCUGCAUUCACACAAAAGGGAACCCGGUUACGACCAUCUUCAGUUGGUCAUUUGGUAGACCACGUGGUUCGUAGUUCCCCAAGUGAAGUAUUUGUGAAUCACAGAUCUUCAUCUUCAACGCAAGCUAAUAGCAUCGUUUUGGAAUCAUCACCAUCUCAAGAAACCCCUAGAGAUGGGCAGCCUCCAGCUUUACCACCCAAACAGUCAAAGAAAAGUAGUUGGAACCAAAUUCAUUAUUCACAUUCUCAGCAAGAUCUGGAAAACCAUACUAAUGAAACAUUUGAUGUGCCAUCAUCUGAAAAAUCUACUCCUAAUGGUGGUAUUCCACAUGAUAAUCUUGUUCUAAUCAGAAUGAAACCUGAUGAAAAUGGAAGGUUUGGAUUCAAUGUGAAGGGAGGAUGCGAUCAGAAGAUGCCUGUGAUUGUGUCCCGAGUAGCCCCAGGAACACCUGCUGACCUCUGUGUCCCUCGAUUGAAUGAAGGGGACCAAGUUGUACUGAUCAAUGGUCGGGACAUUGCAGAACAUACCCAUGAUCAGGUUGUGUUGUUUAUUAAAGCUAGCUGUGAGAGACAUUCUGGAGAACUCAUACUUCUAGUUCGACCUAAUGCUGUAUACGAUGUAGUAGAAGAAAAGCUAGAAAAUGAGCCAGAGUUCCAGUACAUUCCUGAGAAAGCCCCACUAGAUAACAUCCAUCAGGAUGACCAUUCUCUUCGGGAGUCAAUGAUCCAGCUAGCUGAGGGGCUUAUCACUGGAACAGUCCUGACACAAUUUGAUCAAUUAUAUAGGAAAAAACCUGGAAUGACAAUGUCUUGUGCCAAAUUACCUCAGAACAUUUCCAAAAAUAGAUACAGAGAUAUUUCGCCUUAUGAUGCUACACGGGUCAUUUUAAAGGGUAAUGAAGACUAUAUCAAUGCAAAUUAUAUAAAUAUGGAAAUCCCUUCUUCUAGCAUUAUAAAUCAGUACAUUGCUUGUCAAGGGCCAUUACCACACACUUGUACAGAUUUCUGGCAGAUGACCUGGGAACAAGGCUCCUCCAUGGUUGUAAUGUUGACCACUCAAGUUGAACGUGGCAGAGUUAAAUGUCACCAGUAUUGGCCAGAGUCCACAGGAAGUUCAUCCUAUGGAUGCUACCAAGUCACCUGCCACUCCGAAGAAGGAAACACAGCGUAUAUCUUCAGGAAGAUGACACUAUUUAAUCAAGAGAAAAAUGAGAGUCGUCAGCUCACUCAGAUCCAGUACAUAGCCUGGCCUGACCAUGGAGUCCCUGAUGAUUCAAGUGACUUUCUGGAUUUUGUUUGUCACAUACGAAAUAAGAGAGCUGGCAGGGAAGAACCUAUUGUUGUUCAUUGCAGUGCUGGGAUUGGAAGAACCGGAGUUCUUAUUACUAUGGAAACAGCCAUGUGUCUCAUUGAAUGCAAUCAACCAGUAUAUCCACUAGACAUUGUGAGAACAAUGAGAGAUCAGCGAGCCAUGAUGAUCCAAACACCUAGUCAAUACAGAUUUGUAUGUGAAGCUAUUUUGAAAGUUUAUGAAGAAGGAUUUGUUAAACCUUUAUCAACGUCAUCAAAUAAAUAAGAAAGUAAAAGGUCUGGGAUAUGUGUUGAAAACUGCUUUCCAUUAUCUUCACUAUGCCAUAAUACUGCUUGCAGGAAAUGGCAUAUAAACAAAAAAAUGGAAGAACUAAAAAAACUGAAAACUUAGCACUGUUGCACUUUAUGUUUAAAAAAAUGUCACUCUCUCAAGAUCUAUAAUUCAUGUGUUUGAAGAUUAUUUCAUGUUUUGCUCCGAACAAAUAGUGAAUACUGAGUGUGUGUUCAGGGUAAUUUAUGAAAUUUUGUGGUGGUGCCAUUCAGUCCCCUUCUGGUAGGUGGCCACAAACAAGGCUAAGAAUUCUCAUCAUCUCUGUUAUACACAUGUAUUUUGAAAGUGAAAAAGAAGGAAACAUCAGGAGAAAGCUUGGUGUUUCCAGGGAUUCAUGUACUUACUAUACUGAUUACCAGAUUUUAUUUUUAAAAUUUUAGCAAUAUCAUUCUCAGUAUUAGCCAAUACACUGCCUAUGGAUGCAGCACAUCUUUCCCUACACUCUCCCUGUAGAGACCUGCUGUUCAUAAGGAGAAAGGUGGAAUUUGCUUUUCCCAGGAAAUGCUGCACAUUGUCCAUUUACCAGCAUCUUAUAGAAAGUAUAAAUAUGAAUCUACAGGUUUUCUUGAAUUUAAUAAUGUAACUUAUAUUUAUCAUAAAGUUGGCUUAUUCCAAAUCAUGUGAUUUCACAUACUUGAUGUAAAGGAAUGCAUGUGUUGUGUCUUAACCCCUUAAGUGCCUUGAGACAUCUUUGUAUGUCUAACAAAAAGGCACUCAUUUGACCCCACUAGGAGGUAUGUAUGUAUAUUGUACAUUUACAUUUUUAUGCAUUUUGAAUCAGUUCACAUUUCUAAAAAUAGCUUCUUGUAUUGAGAGUUACACAGUUAAAGAGGGGUAAGGAAAUUCUCUUUCUUACUCAGUUCCUGUAUUUUGUCACAAGAAGUGUCACAAGAUAAGUGUUCUACUGAGUGAAUGCUUUGCUGCUAUGGAAUUGUUCAAAAUCUGCACAUUCCUUUCCUGAGGGACAAUGGUUCGUUUUAGCAGCUCAAGUUAAAAGAUGCUUAUGCUUUAUUCUUUACACUUCUUAUUUUAUCCUAACUUUAGAAAUAGCAUUAACAUGUUGAAGUUAAAUAUACGGAUACGCUAAGCUAAAGUUGGAAAAAAUUAAUUAUCAUUCAUAUCUAUCACUAAAUUAUUAUUCUUCAACAUUCAGUUCAUUUUCAAGCUUUGUUCACACUGGUCUGUUGAUUGGGAUACUUCAAAGGAAGAAUGAAACAUCACUGACUUAUUUCUAGGUUUAAUCGCUCAGUAACUGAAAUGAGGGUUUUCUUGUCAUUUUGUGUACAAAUACUCCAGCUCACAUAUAUAUACUUAUUAAGUUAUAAGCAUGUUAAUAAGGAGAGUUUUGAUUGUCUAGCCAGAUGGAGGAUCUGAUUCCCUUAGGAUAUGUAUAUUUUCCUCUCCAUGUUUUCUUUAUUUUUCAGUCUACAGAGAGAUUGAACUUUAAAAUUGCCCAGUUUUAAUGUAAGUGCAAAUUUGCUCACCUAUUGAAAUGUUAUAUUACACAAUUAUUUUAUAUGGAUUAUGGUUAAAAUAAAUUCAUUUACUAGUGGUUUUUGAAUAUUUCUGUAUAGAUAAAAUUUAGAGCUAAAUGGUAGAUAUUUUGGAGUACCAUUUCUUAGGGGAACAAAUAGUACAUUUUAAAAUCUUUAGUGUACUCUAAGUGACCAUAGUUCAGAUAUGGAAAAUCCAUAAUAAUAAAAUUUAGAAAAUUAAGUACUAAACAUUAAUAGCCAAUAUACCAAAUAAAUUAUUGUAUUACAAUAUUUUUUACAAUUUUUAGAGAGAAAAGUAAAUAUAACCUUUAUGUCAAAGAGAAAUUCUCAUCUAUAUCUAGAUUUCACAGUCAAGACAGUAUAAGAUAGUAAAUAACUGUAAUCUUAUUUGAACAUUCCAUUCUUUACCAACAGAUAAAUGUAAUUUAAGCUGCUGUAUAUGACAUGAUAAGUUGAAAAACAAAAAAAUAAAAUUAUGUUGGGAGUCUAAGUAAUAAUUUUUGGCAAUUUUUCUCCAAAAUUAAGAAGAAAAUCUGUUCUAAUAGUAUGGACAGAAAAUGGCAACCAUAGAUUUAAAAAAAAAGACAGUUGUAUAGAUAUAGACAGAUAAAUGUCAUGGUUGGCAUGUUCUUUGAUUUAAGGCUUUGUUUACACUUCUGAGGAAAACUCUAAAGCUAAUUGGCAAUGAGCACUGCUGCCUUUUUUAAGUCGUUAAUAUCAGUCUUUAAGUGAUUAUAUUAGAAGUUUAGAAUUGCAUUUAAAUUUCUCAUGUAUGAAUGUUUUAUCUAGAAGCUACCUACUGUUAGUAUUUUUAUGCACAGAAAAGAUCCUUUUUAAAAGGCAUAUGUAUUAAGAUCUUUAUUAAACUAUCCUUCAUAAUUUUAAAAAUGAAUAUGCCAAUUAUGCUUCCCUGUUUACUCAACAGGUAAGACUAUCCACUAUACCCAAGAAUUUUUCACUUUUUUACCAAUCUAAAUAGGUACUAGGAAUGAUCCUAGCUUUAUUAUGCCAAGUAGUUCUAGAUUCCAUUCAUCUCACUAUAAUACUCUGUGAUAAAAAUGCCAAAUUUGUUAUAUCUAAUCUACUACCCCCGUUUUUCAGCCCACCCCACCCCCAACCCAAACACAUACACUGUCAAGAAAUCAGUGUUGAUUGUUCCUCUCACAGCUGGAAUUUUGAUAUUGGUGAGUCAAGGGUCUUUUGUAAAUACUAAGAAAUGUUUGUGAAAACCUUUCUUCUCUGAUUUGGGAUGGUUUCACCAUGUUCAUUUCAAAUGUUUUAUUGAGCAUCUGAUUUGUGUCAGCACUGUGUACAUAAGGAUGAGGAAUAUUUUGGAAUAGACUACAUUCACAAGAAAAAUUGGUAGUAUUUGUUAAACCAAUGUAUCCAUUUAAAACAGAGGCAAAUUAUAGAGUAAAUAGCCUAAGAAAUAAUUUAAAAAUCCAUUUAAAAUAGAGACAUAUUAUGGAGUAAAUAGCCUAAGAAAUAAUUUUCUUUGUAUGGCCUGCUAACACAAGUAGGAGUAGGGAAAAGGGUUUUUGAGUAAGAGUAAGGAGAAGAUUUAUAUAUAUUAAAACUGACUUAAAAUAUAUAAAGGUAUGUACAUAAGCCAUUAAGACAGUUGCUUAAAGUUUUCAGUUGCUAGUAUAUAAACAGAUACUUUUCCAUGUUUAUAUAUUUGUGUAUUUCACAGAGGCUAAUGCUAACAAACAGGGGUAAAGAAUUAUUUUAAUUAUAGAGCUGUUCAUAAUCUUUUGGUAGAUCUGAUCAGGUCUAAUCAGGUAUCUGAGUAAAAGUCUUGUCCGUAUGAGAAGUACUAUAACUUGAGAGGUGAAGGAACCUGAAAGAUUUCAUCUAAUCUCACCUUCUAUUAUUUCAGGUCACAUAAGUGAAAUCAUAAAUUCUUGUGAAUUUUAGUCUAUUUCAACUCAAGAAUUAUACUCAAGCAGUGUUUUAAUUUAUCACUAAGAUGACCUUAGAAGAUGUUACUUAAUUUAGAAAAUAAGAAGGAUUUAAAAAGUUCUCCUAGUUAGGACCCUGACUCAGUUUGCUUGCUAUGCUUCCGUGAUAGAACAUAAGCUUUUAUAAAGUAUUUAGGUUGAUAUACAUAUAGUAUGAAAACAUUCUGAAAUGCAAAUUAGACUUAAUUUUUAAAAGCACUUAAAAAAUAGAACUAAGAUUUAGAAGAUAUGUCCACUUUUAAUCAAAUGAUUUAUGUUCAUAAUGUGUACAUGUAGAAUUAAAGCAUUACUUGUUCUAUAUUCUUAUCAGGAAGGGAGAAAGAAACAAUGUUUAACAAUGUUCUAUUUAAUGUCUGUGUUUUCAAUAUUUAAUAUACUCUGAUGGUAAGUUGCCAAAGUAGUGUGAAUUCAUAAAAAUUAUUUAUACCACAAUAGUGUGGGAUAUGUUUACAUCUCUUUUAGUUUGUAGUAAUUAUUUUGUAGUUCAGGUGAAUGUGCAUUUAAGUUAUAUAUACUAAAUACAUUAUGAUAAAUAGUUGUUGGAAUAAACAUCUCUUAAUAAUAUGAUAAGGUAAACUAUGCCACAGCUUACUUUUAUGUAAGCUGCCACAUCAACAGAGUAGCUACUUUACACUGUCAUUGCUUACUUCCUACAUUUGUGUUAGCUGUCCAACCACAAUCUCUGCAACCAUUUUCUGGGGUGUGGGGUGUGGUGUUUACUCCAAGUAAAAUAUCUGUGUUAUAAAACCCACUAGAUCAGUUUUAUUAAAUAUCAGAAUUAUUAAUUGGUAAAGAUUAAUUCAUAUCUCAGUAUGAUCACAAAUUAGAAUAACUGUUUCAUGAAUUUCUUAGAGAAUUGUAUAGAUACAAAAUAAUUUACAUAAUAAUAGAACAGUUUUGAAGGCUGGCUGCUAAUAGAUAAUUUCAGCAAUUUUAUCAAGAGUGCAUGAAAUUCAUCCCUAAAUUGUAUUUUUUUGGCUCAACUUUAUAAUAUCUGCAACUAUUAUAUACAGACUUCAUUUAUUCUUAAUAGCAGUUACUACAACAAGCCUUUCAGUGUUAUCGAAAACAAGCCCUCUUUCAGUCAGAAAUCAGAUAUUUUAUAAUCUUGGUAAAGUUGUUGGUAAACACCAAAUAGUUAUUUCUGUUUCCAUAUCUAAAUUUGCUGCUAUUUAGUUGUAUGAUUUUCAUUGCAGUUUACAGUUUUUCUAAAGUGUUGUAGUCAUUGUUAUUUUCAUUUCAGUAAUCCAAGCAAAAUGGGCACCCAGAAGUAUCUACUGGGGUGCAAUCCAUCAAAGUUGACUAGAUACAAUUCAGUGCAUAAAUAAGUAAGCCAGUUUUUUUUUUAAUUUGCAAAGUAUUAGCGAUAUUGCAACUUUAAAAGUACAAUUUUAGGAGGAAGUUCUAAUGUUUAACUUCCUGAAACCAUUUAAAAUGUCUAAUACAAGAAUGAAAAUGUUUGUCCUCAUAAAAGUUUCAAUUAAACACUAGAAUUUUCCUACCUAUUGUGUAAAGAAUACAGAAAAUAUUUUUCUAUGGGCAAAAGUAUGAAACUGUUAACUUCUCUUCAUUGUUUCAAAAGGAAAAAAUGAUACUUGUAUGUCUUUAGUGCUGUAAAGAAAGUGAGCGUAUCUUUCAAAUGUUAGAAGUAUGACUUGAUUCUAUAGCUACUCUUUAAAAAAGUGAGGGAUUGAGAAGAAGAAUGUGUUCCACUUCAUUAUAUAAAAGGCAAUUUUAGAAAAAAAGUAACUUUCAUUAUAAACAAGAGCAAUCAUUGAAAUAUAUUUCACUUAUAAUGUAUAUUCUUUUUCAUUUUGCUCCAUUUCAGCUCUAGAAUAGAAAAUUUCAAGGAAAUUUGUGCAGUGUUUUUAGUGUGAAGUAACUGAAUUCCUGACUUGUCUGGAGUGUGGAAGGGUGUUUUUGUGUGAGCGUAAACAUUUCUGCUGCAUUUGUUUACCAUGAAGGAAAGAUCCCAGGCUUUGUGACUGUGGUCACCGCAAAUGAAGACAUCAUUGUGAAUGUGUGACUUUGGUGAAGCCAGAAAAGUGUGCCUAAAAUUCACCAUAGUAAAUAUGUGUAGAAGCCCCUGACAAAUAGUUCUACCUUUUUAUGCUCAGUAAUUUGGACAGAUACGAUCACUAAGCCCAACCCCGCCUUAUAGCAGUGGUAUCUUAAUGUAGCUUUGUAACCAGCUUAAUGGUUUAUUAACUCAGCUAAAAAGCAACAACAAAAAAAACCCUACAUUUUAACCUAGCUUUAGGCAUGAUUAAUUUAUUCAAUAGUUUUUGCAAAAGGUAAUAUUUAUUACUUAUCAACCAUUAAACUUGACUCAAUAGGGCCUUCAUUAUUUCAACUACAGCUUCCAUUCCUCCAACUUUUAGAAAAAUCAGCUUGCCCUCUAUGGUAGAAUCUUUGCAAAGUAAAUAUCCUCAACAACUAUAAAUGAUACCUUCCUUCAUUAACAUUUGUUAACAGUUGUUAUAAGAUUAGUAUCAAGUCCCCUUAACACUGAGAGUUUCCAAAAUUUAGCAAAUAUGAUAACAUUUACUAAAUGCUAAAUGAAAUUACCACCUUAAAAUGUUGAAGAAGGCUCGGCCCUGCUUACAGUUUAGACCCAAAUAAGGUGAGGAUUUGUCAUUUCCCCAAAUCCUCUGUAGUCAAAAUUGAGUCCAUUUUACCUGUUACUUAAAAGAAACCUUUUAGUUUUUACUCCUGAAUUGUAGUGUUCCCAUUAUUUGUUUUCAUAGGCAAGAAAAUUUUAACCCAGUUUCAGUGCCAGUUCUGGGAUUCUGUUUCUCAUCUUUUCCCACCCUUCAGUGAGUUGACAAGAUUACUCAUUCAUUCUUGUAUUCUGUAGAGUAGGUCAGAUUUCAUGCUGAAAUUGAUUUCUUGAAUUUCAAAUAGUAGCACUUUAUUUAAUGCCUACUACUGACUUAAUUUAUACAUUUAAAAAUAAAAUUACCCUAGGAGUUUUGUAAAUAUGGGAAAUUCUUAAUCGAUUAGUAUGUAGAACCCAUUGGAUUGGACCCAGUUUUAAAUGCUUCAUAAUGAUCUCUUGAUCAUUUAAUAUUAAAAGGUAAUGUGAUUUUAGCUUUACCACUUUUCUGUAAUUUAUGUAGUGAAAUAAAUUGACUAUCUUGCUGGACUCUUGAGUUCUCUCAGCUACCUUCAGCCAAGUUUGGUUUACUAUAAUCAUUUCUGCUUUGCAUUUUUGUACAUUACAUGAAUACUUGGAAAUCUGUUUAGUUUUGAGUUGUACCUAGGGGUUGUCAGUAGUGCACCACAAGUAAGUUGAUGUGGUAAAGUCCUGACAUGUGACAUACAUGUCAAGGGGCAGGAUUUAAUAGACUAAAACAGUUUGCAUUAAGCUGUGUUCAUUUUCUGUCAUUAGAUCAUGUGUGCUGAGAAGAAUAAAAACUGUCCAACCCAGUGUUCCUAUAGUUAUCAGAACAUUGCAAUUAUGCCACAUUGUGAUCUUUUCAAAUAAGAAAAGCUAGUCCUUAUUUUCUACAGUGUAGGCUUAAUUUUAGUACAGAUAGUUUACUAUAUACUCAUCAGUAAUAUUUUUAGUGGUUUUAAAAAUAAUUCUAUGUAGAGGGUGUUUUAAUUUGGUAUUUUUUGUUCUUGUAACAGGUGCUAUAUGUAAAUAUGAAGGGCGAAAAGUCACUUAGUUUAAAGUCUAGUUUAUUUCCUAAUUCAAAUACAAUUUUACAUUUCUGCUGCCAUUUCACGUUUGAUUGUGCUGAACUAGUACCCAAGUGGAAUUAGCCCCUUAAUUUUUUAGACUAACUCUCUUCCCCCAUUUCACAAAAGUAUCUCUUUGUAUAUGGUUUGUUCCCGUAAUUAAGAGGCAAACUUAGGGUUCAUUUAAAAUGUGUAAGCAUGAAUUUGGUCAACACUAGAUAAUUUAAAGGCAUCACUAUGCAUUUGUCACUGUGGCUUACUCCUAUGUUUGAAAGGCCUUGUAUUUUUGUCUUAAUUUCAAUGAAAAAUUGGAAUUCCUGCAAUUAAUGUUAGAAAACUAUGAAUACUAAUGGAAAACAGGAUAAAAAUGCUGGUUUGUGUUAAAACUGUUUUAGUCCUAAGGGCAAUUUAUUUUAUGUGAAAUGCUAUUACACAUAUUUUGUUGGCAGUAUUCCAUUUUGAUUACGAAGUAGUUGUUCAGGUACAAACGUGAAAAAAACUCUAGCUGUGACCUUUUAUUGUUCAAUUGCAAAAUAAAGAUGUGCUUUAGUAAUUUAAA
Molecule: messenger RNA, 12441 nt
Organism: Manis javanica (Malayan pangolin)
Lineage: Eukaryota; Metazoa; Chordata; Mammalia; Pholidota; Manidae
Gene: PTPN4
Product: protein tyrosine phosphatase non-receptor type 4
Biological process (GO): protein dephosphorylation
Cellular component (GO): cytoplasmic side of plasma membrane; cytoskeleton; cytoplasm
Molecular function (GO): protein tyrosine phosphatase activity; cytoskeletal protein binding
Source: RefSeq, a predicted model, not a curated record